Molecule: messenger RNA, 1473 nt
Organism: Aspergillus homomorphus CBS 101889
Lineage: Eukaryota; Fungi; Ascomycota; Eurotiomycetes; Eurotiales; Aspergillaceae
Product: glycoside hydrolase family 30 protein
Exons: 2
Coding region: 1-1473 (490 amino acids)
Biological process (GO): glucosylceramide catabolic process
Molecular function (GO): glucosylceramidase activity
Source: RefSeq, a predicted model, not a curated record
AUGCUUGUCAACAUAGGUACCUUGGCGGGCCUUAUCGCCCUGGGCCACGCGGCCGCCAGCGAGAAACGCGCCACCGAAGCGGCAUCAUACAGUUCCAACUCAGCGGGCAACUACAAGCUGUCAUCCAUCGCCGCCCCGGUGCAAGGCAACGGAAGCCCCGGCUCGGCAUCAACCUGGAAGCUGACCGUAGACGACACCUCGUCGGGCCACCGGCAGACGAUCAACGGCUUCGGCGCCGCAGUGACAGACGCGACCGUAACCUCCUUCAACACGCUCGACGCAACCACACUCCAAAAGCUUCUAAACGAGCUGAUGACCACCGACGGCGCAAACUUCUCGCUGAUGCGACACACGAUCGGCGCAUCCGACCUCUCCGGCGACCCCGCCUACACGUACGACGACAACAACAACGCAGCCGACCCCUCGCUGGGCGGCUUCAACCUGGGCGACCGCGGCACGGCAAUGGCCAAGCUUCUCGCGAAGAUGAAGACCCUGCAAUCCAGUCUCAAGAUCCUGGGUUCCUCGUGGAGCGCGCCGGGGUGGAUGAAGCUCAACGGCGUCAUCGACGGCAGCACGACCAACAACAACCUGAACGACGGGUAUCUGACCAGCGGCGGAACGGGCAGCACGGGCUACGCGAGCGCCUUCGCGCAGUACUUCGUGAAGUACAUCCAAGCGUACGCGAACUUAGGCGCCAAAGUCGACGCUAUCACCAUCCAGAACGAGCCGCUCAACAGCCAGGCUGGGUAUCCCACCAUGUACGUCUUCGACUACGAGUCGGCGGACCUGAUCGAGAAAUACGUAGGCCCUGCGCUUGCGCAGGCGGGCCUUGACACUAAAGUCUGGGCGUAUGAUCAUAACACUGACGUCCCCUCCUACCCGCAAACAGUCCUCAACAGCGGCGCACGCAGCUACGUCCCCGCCGUCGCCUGGCACUGCUACGCGACCGACGUCAACUGGAAGGUACUAUCGGACUUCCACGCCACGAACCCAGACACAGAGCAAUACAUGACGGAAUGCUGGACGCCGGCGUCGGGCGCCUGGCACCAGGCGGCGGACUUCACGAUGGGGCCGCUGCAGAACUACGCCGCGGGAGUCAUGGCCUGGACGUUGGGCACCGACGCCAACGACGGACCGCAUCUCUCGUCAGGCGGGUGCGCCAACUGCCACGGGCUCGUCACGGUCACCGGGUCCAGCAGCUACACGCUUAACACGGCGUACUACAUGAUGGCGCAGUUCAGCAAGUUCAUGCCUGCUGGUGCGGUCGUGGUGGGUGGGACGGGGAGCUACACGUACGACAACGGCGGCGGGGUGCAGUCCGUUGCGUCGGUGAAUCCGGAUGGGUCGCGGACGGUCGUCAUUCAGAACACGUUUGGAAAUGAUAUCUAUGUGACGGUUACGCUGGGUAGUGGGGGCGUGUGGAGUGGGAAUGUGCCGAGUGAGUCGGUGACGACCUGGGUGUUGCCUGCGUAG